AUGGCCGGGAAUGUCAACUUACGCCAGCCAAAGCUCAAACGUGAGGAUAUACCAUACCAAAUUCGUGAGCGACAGGCUCGUCGGGCUGCAUCUGCAGUCAGCAGCCCAGUUAAUACACACUCCGCAGGGGUGAGCGCUCAGCCCUUAAAUCCAGUUGAUGGGUUUUUGGAAGCUCCUCCAGCCCAGCAAAAUGGUUGGGGUGAUUCAAAUGGCCCAAGAAGUGCAUCUCAUCCCCCGGAGUACCCUCAAGCUCGUGCUGAAGAGCGGACCGGCGUGGAGAUUGCCACCAAAGCCCUCGGGAGAAACAACAAAAUUGGCCAAGCGCCAUUCUACACUGGUGAUUCGCCAGGGUUUGGUAGUGUCUUUGAUAUAUGCUCAUCUCCGCGUCAGCCCAUCCAGCGGCACAUUUUACUCACAUCCAAGACCUCAACAUAUUUAUCGAAUGAGGAUAAGGAGUAUCUGCAGUACAAAGGUGUUUUCAAUUUGCCGCAAAAAAGUACUUGCAAUGAGCUUCUACGGGCAUACUUUCACCAUGUCCACCCCCUUACGCCAGUGGUGGACGCUACCACGCUACCGCAUCUAUAUCCAACUGGUGAAAAUCAAAAGCAUAAUCUGCUGCUGAUAUGGAGUAUCUUCUUCGUCGCUGCAAAUUAUGUCUCAGCCGAUACUUGGAAACUGGAGGGUUUCUCCUCCAGAAAAGAUAUGAAAGAUUCAAUGUACUCUCGUGCUAAGUGCUUGCAUUACAUCGGAGGAGAAACAGACCACACCGUACUUUUACAAUCAGCGCUACUCUUGGGCUUCUACCACUCCGAGGCUGAUACCCACACACAACCAUGGUACUGGCUUGGGGUGGCAAUCAGUCUAUGUCAGUCAAUCGGAUUGCAUCGAUGCUCGAGCGCAGUAUGCGCUACCUCGCCCAUUCCAGAGCAGCAGCAACGUCUGUGGCGUCGUCUUUGGUGGACCUGUGUCUUCAGAGACCGAUGGCUCAGUCUUACUAUGGGGCGCCCACUGAGAAUUAAUAUGAAUGACUGCAAUACUAUGAUGCCAUCUGCGGACGACAUGUUGAUUGACUUCAUCGAGCUACCCGAAUCCAUGUCAACAGCAUAUAUCCCAAAGGACCUACCACAAUUGGCGAAGUAUUGGGUCACAAUGGUACAGCUAACUCAGCUUUUGGGAGAGACAUUGACCUUGAGCUAUCAACCAUUUGGACCCAGUCCAUCCCUACAGCAGGUUGAGAGUCUCGAGAGAGAAAUCUUGCUUUUUCAACUCCCACAAAAUCAAGAUCAUGCAUCGAGCCCUUUUGCGACAUUCUAUCUGUAUCACCUUCAGUUGCAUUAUCAAGCAUUUCUGGUCACUUUCUACCGACCAUUCAUCACCAAGACACCUGAAGGACUCCCGGCGUCUGACCAAGGCUCGUGGCAGAGUCGAAUUCGAAAUUCAAUUGACACUGCUGCUCUCCAAACCAACGCGGUUUUAGACAGCCUGGUCCGUGAAAAGCUGCUUGAUUUCUCCGGUCCUAUGACACCACCACUAUUAGUACCAGCAAUGCAUGUUCACCUUCUGAACUGCAAAUCCACAGACCCUCUUUCUCGGCGUCUGGGACUUAACAAACUUGAGUUGUGCAUGAUGGUUCUGGAGCAGAUGCAACAUACGCACCCAUCAUCUUCACUGUUUCGAGGCAUCUUUCUGGAAGCUAUUCAUUACAUAUUCCCUAGUUAUGUGGCUCAAUCAACAAUACCGGAAUUGGCCACAUCUGAGAACCCACUCCGUCAAGAUGCUGUGGUCGAAGAUCCAAUGGCUGGGAUCACCAUUGGCGAGGAUGCUAUCGAUGCUCUGAUGGAUGAGGUGUCGAUUUUCAAUUUUUGGGAAUCACUCAACAACAUGCAAUCAUGA
This is a messenger RNA of Penicillium brevicompactum, 1893 nucleotides long. RefSeq names its product fungal specific transcription factor domain-containing protein. The transcript has 7 exons. Gene Ontology annotation, molecular function: DNA binding; zinc ion binding. Bases 1 to 1893 code for a protein of 630 amino acids. Lineage: Eukaryota; Fungi; Ascomycota; Eurotiomycetes; Eurotiales; Aspergillaceae. The record is from RefSeq and is a predicted model, not a curated record. Gene Ontology annotation, biological process: DNA-templated transcription.